UGUGUCUGUGUGUGUGUGUGAGAGAGAGAGAGAUUGAGAGAGAGAGAGAGAGAGAGAGAGAGAGAGCGUAGCCAGCAGAGCAUACGUACAAACUGAGAGUAGAGCAGUGUCCUCGUGUCAGAGGGAGUGAGACCUCUCGACUGCUGAAGACUCCGAGCUCCACGGCGGACCGUCCCACCGACAGCAUGUGCAGCAGGGCGGACAAGGCGGGCUACCCCCCUCCCCUGCCCCUGAAGCAGCGCAGGAGCGCCAACUCAGGAGGCUCCAGCACGGGGUCCAGCGCAGAUCUGGAGCUGGAGGCGGGGGAGAGGUACAGCCUCCUGGGGUCCCCGUACGAGGCCACCCCCACCCCCCUCCCGGACGUCUUCUCCUCGUCCAUCGACUGCCACGCGCCGCGGUGCCCGAUACAUCACAGCGACGGUCAUCAGGAGAGAUUUUUUUCGGAGAGCACCCCGCCGCCGGUCCCCAAAAAGAGACUGGCUCGAGCUGUGUCCUUACCGGGGGGGUGUCUCCACCCCCAGUGCUCCCUGCCCUCCAGACACCAAAACUACGACAACCCCCUCUACAUGCUGGCCCCCAUCAGAGACCAGAGCCAGCUGGAGGUGGAGAGAGAGAGCCAGAAGCCGACGUUCCAGGCCCCGCCCCCUCCUCGCCUGCCCCUGGGACUCCUGACCUUCGACACGCCCGACCCGCAGCUGCCCCGCUUCUUCGGGAGUCUCCAGGACCAGGAGCGGGUCUCCUCGGCUAUCCAAGAGUGCCACCUGCUGUUCCUGAAGCGCAUCGCGCGGCAGCUGGAGACGCUGCCUCUCGGCUGGGCGGAGUCCGCGAAGGGGAUCGAGUCCUCCCAGCCUCAGGAAUUCCGGCUUUGUGAGGGUCGCCCGUCGAGAAAGAUAGGGGAUGCCGUUUUCUACUCCGUCCGUUGCCCACAGUUGCCUGGGAGGGUGUUUUCAGCCAAGGUUUACAGGCCAAACAGCAAAGCCGCUGCAGGAGCCCUUUUGAAGCCCCUGCCGCCCCACGUCAAUAUUCAGCAGCUCUUAGUGCAUUUCCCACAAUGCCCCGGGCCGGAGAGAGACGUCAGCGCCGAGGAUCGAAUGUCCCUGGAGUCGCCACACGGUGGCAGCGCUGAGCAGGGAGAGUCUCCCGAGCGCCAGGGCCGCACGGUGGCGUCGCUGCUGUCGGACGGCUACGCGGCGGACGUCGAGCGCGAGCUCCCCGGCGGGACGCUCGAGGACUUCGUCCGCGACGGAGCCGCCCUCCGCCGCGCCCAGCCUCAGCUGUACGAGCGGCAGCUCGGCCUCCUGCUGCUGCAGGUGGCCCGGGGCCUGCUGCACCUGCGCGAGCACGGAGCCGCCUGCGCAGAGCUGCAGCCGCGCGACGUCAUACUGGCCUGGCCCGGAACCGGGAACGGGAACGGGGGAGGAGCGGAGGGAGGGAUGGAGGGAGCGGGCGAGAGAGGCGCCGCAGAGGGAGGGGCCUGCGGAAGAACCGAAGGACUGGAAGGUGGGGUGGAGAUGGAGGUGGGGACGGGGGCGGGGGCGAGGGAGGGGGAGAAUCUGGGCGCACCCGUACAGGAGCUGUGGAAAAGAUGGGGCCCCCCACGGGCGGCGCUGACUGGGUUCCAGCCUCAGUCCGAGCGCGAGGCCAGCGGCGACUCCGACGCGGUCCGGCUCGGCCGUCUGCUGCUCCUCUGCCUGCAUCACCUCCCGGAGACCCCCGUCCCGCCGCCGGACCCGAGACCCUCCGGCUGGGACCCCCCCCAGGGGCCCCCCCCGUCCCCGUCCCCCGGCGGGCUGCUCCGGCUGGCCCACCUGCUCCUGGACCCGGAGAGCGGGGUGCGGACGGCGGAGGCCGCCGGCGUCCUGCAGGUCCUCCUCUGGGGCCCGCGGGCGGAGCUCUUCCUGCAGGGCCCGCCCGGCGCCUCCUGGCCCGCCCUGCUGGCCGGCUGGCUGUCGCUGAAGCGCUCGCUGCUGCUCCAGGAGCUCUCCGAGCUGGCGCUGUCCGGCGCCGGGGGGCGGCCCGACCGCGAGGACGUCCUGUGCCUGCAGUACCUCUCCGCGGCGGAACCCGGCGCCGUGCUGAAGAUCGCCGCCCUGCUGGGGCUUCACCACACCGCGCCCUAACUACGUCUACAGCUGCACAAGUGACUUUACUCACGUUCCUGGCUCUCGUAUAUCACAAUUUUCGAUAAAAAAUUAUUUCCCACUCAUCACAGGAUUUAUUAAAUGUUUUUCUCAAAAAUACUUUCCUUCUCGUAGCAAUUCUCACCUUUAGGUGUACCUACAAGGAAGUGAACCCUUGUGAGCCUAAAGACUACAUACACUUUCAUCAGCUGAGUAUAUACUGAAAGAAGCAUUUCAAUUAUACCCAAUUACAACUGUUGCAAUCCUGAGUUUGCAUUUCAUGCUGAUCUGUCAACUGAAUAAUUAAACAGAAAAUUCUGGAAGUGAA
Molecule: messenger RNA, 2448 nt
Organism: Anguilla anguilla (European eel)
Lineage: Eukaryota; Metazoa; Chordata; Actinopteri; Anguilliformes; Anguillidae
Gene: peak3
Product: PEAK family member 3
Exons: 4
Coding region: 186-2120 (644 amino acids)
Biological process (GO): protein phosphorylation
Cellular component (GO): actin cytoskeleton; focal adhesion
Molecular function (GO): protein kinase activity
Source: RefSeq, a predicted model, not a curated record